This is a messenger RNA of Alligator sinensis (Chinese alligator), 1108 nucleotides long. RefSeq names its product mas-related G-protein coupled receptor member H-like. The transcript has 2 exons. The record is from RefSeq and is a predicted model, not a curated record. Gene Ontology annotation, molecular function: G protein-coupled receptor activity. Gene Ontology annotation, cellular component: membrane. Bases 164 to 1108 code for a protein of 314 amino acids. Gene Ontology annotation, biological process: G protein-coupled receptor signaling pathway. NCBI's taxonomy places the organism in Eukaryota, Metazoa, Chordata, Crocodylia, Alligatoridae.
ACAAGAUGAAGAAGGCACUUUUUUAAUGGGUGCUGCCAGGGACUGACUGAGAAAUUCAUAAUAUCCAUGUUGUUUGGAGGUUUUCCACAGGGCCCUCUAGAGGGGGAAGGUGUGUUUGAGAGAAGUGGAAGAAGAGUAAUUGGCAUCCCACACAGGAUUCAUCAUGUCUGAGUCCAAUACACAGACCAACCUUUAUCCAACAACAGACUAUGAGGAGUAUCCCCAGAUAGAUUAUACCACUUUACUGAUCAUUGACAGUAUCACUGUGUUCAUCUGCCUGUUGGGGCUUGUGGGGAAUGGAACUGUCCUCUGGUUCCUUGGCUUCUGUAUCAAGAGGAAUCCCUUCACAACCUACAUCAUGAAUUUGGCCAUUGCUGAUUUUGGCUAUCUUCUAUGUACAACUCUCUUCUUAUUUUUUGAAAACAUGUAUAUCUUCCUGUUUAAUUUAAACAUCAUUCGUUUAAUUGAGUUAUUUAACAUGCUGGUUCUCUUCACGUACAGUAUCAGCCUGUAUCUCUUGACAGCCAUCAGUACUGAGAGGUGCCUAUCCAUUCUGUACCCCAUCUGGUAUCAAUGCCACCGUCCAAAGCACUUGUCUGCCAUUGUGUGUACCCUGCUUUGGACUCUUGCUUGUCUGAUGGCUGGGCUGGCAUCUCCCUUUUGCUUUCUGUACUCCUUUGAAACCUGCAUCAAGAUGCUCACACCCCUCUCUGCUACGAAUUUACUGGUUUUCUCCCCCAUCAUGGUCCUAUCCAGCAUCAUACUGUUCAUCAAGAUCCGACAUAGCUCUCAGCAACAGCAGCCAAGAAAGCUCUAUCUUGUUAUCGUGCUGACUGUCCUCUUCUUUGUCUUCUUUGCUGUUCCCCUCAGUACUGUGACCUUUUCCCAGAAUUACACUUAUGAUCCUUUUCUUAUUGAUUUCAGUUUCCUGUUAGCUUCUGGAAACAGCAGCAUCAACCCCUUUAUUUACUUCCUAGUUGGAAGCUACAGGAAGCGGAGGUUCAGGGACUCUGUCAAGGUUGCAUUCAGGACAGUGUUUGAAGAGAAGGUGGAUCCAAGAGAUAACACAGAGACUGCCAGGGCAGACACAAUGGUGACAGGUAUUUAA